Molecule: messenger RNA, 12064 nt
Organism: Nilaparvata lugens (brown planthopper)
Lineage: Eukaryota; Metazoa; Arthropoda; Insecta; Hemiptera; Delphacidae
Product: PR domain zinc finger protein 10
Exons: 26
Coding region: 175-3999 (1274 amino acids)
Biological process (GO): regulation of transcription by RNA polymerase II
Cellular component (GO): nucleus
Molecular function (GO): protein binding; DNA-binding transcription factor activity, RNA polymerase II-specific; RNA polymerase II transcription regulatory region sequence-specific DNA binding
Source: RefSeq, a predicted model, not a curated record
AGUCUGCUCAAGCUCGCAGACAGCACAGCUGAAGGUGGGCUCGAGAUUCUAGGCUAUAAAAUCGAAAUCGAAAAACGCGAUUAAAAAUUCAAUUUAAAUUGUUUUAGUCAUUGGUGAUUGAAUCUGUAAUGUUCUGAAGGAUUUAUCAACAGUUUGAUUAGUGAGGGUGGUGUAAUGGAGGAUGGCACAAAGGAGGACGAAGAUAUGGGUCCACACGAGUGGCCUCCAGAUUCUUCGGCUGGCAAACACCCUGAUCCCAAGCUGCUAUUUCUCACGGUGGAAUACGUGGGAGAAGAAGCAGGGGGGUUUGGGGGCGGUGAGGAAGCAGGGUUGAUGUGUGACUUGGAGCAGCGCUGUGUGAGUCAGUCGCUGGCCCUGGAGGGAGCGUGCUAUUCGCCCGCUGCUGCCGCCUUCGCGUCGCUCGCUCAGACCCAGCCGCCUUCGCCGCCUCCACCCCCGCCCCCACAACAUCAGGACGAUGCAGUGUUCCUGUCCGACGACAUGGUAGACCAGCAGCCAUCGCAGUCACUGAUCACCAACUCCUCCCCCCACCACCACCAUCACCACUCGUCACCCUCCUCCUCACCCCUGCUGGUGGCCCCCUGCAGUCCCUUCCCCCCUCCGCCACAAGCCACCUCGGUGGUGACGUCAUCGCCAGCCAGCUAUGUGACGUCACAGGCGGCCAACUACUAUCGGCAGUCGCCUCGUGGUGCCUCUGGGGCCGAGUACGUUCUGCCUGGAGACGGCCAGGGUGAUGGGUCGUUGCCUAGCGACCAGCAGAUGAGAGGUCUGCGGGGUGAUAUGAAAGUUGGAGAUGGAGUUGGUCAAAUCGAGCUACUUCUGGAUGAUGAUGGGGUGGCUCUCACGGUCAUUGAUCCUCAGGAUUCUGAUGUCAUUCAGAUUCCUGGAGAUUGUCUGAUGCCAUCAAAUCAAAAACCUUCUGACAUCGGGGUAUCUGGAGACGAAACAAACUUCUAUGACUCCAUUAAACCACAAGGUUUAGUGGUAGAAACGAGCGAAAACGGCGAACUUCGAUUUGUGAGUUUUCUGGAUACAGUUGAAACAGAAAACCAGCUGGAAGCAAUCGAAGAGCAGGCUCAAUCACCAAUGACACUCAUCAUCGACGAAACCAUUUCCAAUGUCUCCUCGCCGGCGCAGGGCGAGUCCAUUGCUGCCAAUAAUGGCCCAUUCUGGUGUGAGGAUUGCCAGAUGUCGGUUGAGGCGGAGUGCAGCCUGCACCGAGUGAACAGCAUCAUCUGCGACAAGCCGGUGCCUUCGCGGGCCAGGGCCACACUCCCCGCCUCCUAUUUGGCCAUCAAUCUCGUCAAACCAAAUGUUUACGGUAUAUUCGCAAGGAAAACGAUUCCGAACAGAACGCAGUUCGGGCCGAUCGAAGGCAUUCUGUUGAAGUGCGAGGACGUGUGGACUGACUCUCCGCUCGAGCUGCUUGUUGAAACUGAAACUGGUGAAAUGCAUCGUCUUGACGUGUCUAAUGAAGAUACGUCAAACUGGAUGCGUUUCGUGCAGCCAGCGUCAUCGGCCAAGGAACAGAACCUGGUGCUGAGUCAGCAAGGCCACUCGCUCUACUUCACGAGCACCCGACCCAUUCACCCGCGCCAGCAGCUGCUGGUCUGGUACAGCGCCGCCUACGCAGCCAAGCGCCACCUGCCGCAGCUGCUUGAGCCGCCUCAGCCGCCACCUGUUCCAGAAAAAACCUACUGGACCUGCUUUGAAUGCAAUCAGAAGUUUAAAUCGUCUGAAGAGUUGCAGAAACAUCUCAACCUACAUGAAAACGAGAGGGUGUUGCAGGAGGUGAGAAACUAUGAGCUGAUGAAGACCAGGUCAUCUUCAAAGCGUAAUGGCCUUCAGCUGGCACUGCGCGAAAAGUCACAAAAUAUCGAUGAUCCCCCUCCCCCAAAGAAACAGGUGAAGUCGUCAUCGCAGCAGACGUCGUUCGAAUGCACCGCCUGCAGUCGCAGCUUCCCGAGAAUGUACAGCUUGAAACGUCAUCUGCUGCUGCACUACGAUAAGAAGUUCAAAUGUCCGCACUGCAGUCUCGAGUUCAGUCACGCAGAUAAUCGCGACAAACAUGUGAGGAAGCAGCACAGUGACAAGUGCGUUGAUUUGAGAAAUAUUUUCAACAGUUCAGUGAACACCGACAAGAAAAUUGAUCAACAAUGGUUGUGCAAACACUGCAACCUGACAUUCGGCAGUGCGUCAGUGCUGAACCUGCACACGCUUGCCCACGCGGCCGACAACCUGGAGGGAGGGGAUAGUGCAGGAGAAGUGGUGGGGGGUGGACUGCCCUCAGACUUCGCCCACAUCUACCACAACGGCGAGUUCAUGGUCGAGAAUGGCUCCAUCCAGUGUCCGCAGUGCACCAAGUUGUUUCAAACAAAGCGAGAAUUGGUCGAUCACGUGUCGACUCACGGUCGACCCAAGCAGGAGGAGGAGGAAGAGGAAGAGGAAAAUGGUUUGGAAAACUUUCCCGACGAAAAUAAGUUUGGCUGCCUGUACUGCACUCGAAGCUUCGACACUGCUGACUGUCUCAAGCAACACAGUCUCACCCAUGUCAGCACCGCAGUGCAGUGCAAUGUCUGCUUUAAACGAUUUCUGAACAAUUCGGCUCUGACAGGACAUCUGAAAUCUCAUGCCAUACUGAAAUCAUUUGAAUGUCCAAUUUGCAAGGAAACAUUCGACCACAUGCUGUCUCUGAAAGCGCAUGUUCAAGGUCAUGCCAAUAAUGGUAUCUUCACUUGCCCUCAUUGCAAAAAGGAAUUUGACGAAUAUAGCCAGAUACGAAAGCACAUUCGAUCUUUUCAUUGCGAUCGCAAGUUCAUUUGCGAAUAUUGUCAAAAACAAUUUCACACGCAAGACAAACUGAGGAUGCAUAAGCUCAAGCACUCUGACCACCGCGAGUUCCUGUGCGCAAACUGUGGCAAGCAGUUCAAGCGUAAGGACAAGCUGCAGGAACACAUGAAGCGAAUGCACACAUCCGAGCGAGACCUCAGCAAACAGCCCAAGUCGCCCCGCCCACCGCUGCCCAAGAAGUUCAUACCCAAAGUUGUUCUGGGUUCGUCGGACUACGAGCGCUUCAUCUUCAAGUGCCACGCGUGCCAGUUGGGCUUCAAGCGGCGAGGCAUGCUGGUGAACCACCUGGCCAACCGCCACCCGGACAUCACGCCCGACUCGGUGCCCGAACUCAAUCUGCCCAUCCUCAAGACCACACGCGACUACUACUGCCAGUACUGCGACAAGAUCUACAAAAGCAGUUCUAAAAGGAAGGCCCAUAUUCUGAAGAAUCAUCCUGGAUCGGCAUUGCCAAUGAGCAAUCGUCAAAAGGGCGGAGUGCCGGAGAUCCCGGGCCAGCCGAACCCGACAUUCUCGCAGACAGUGGGCAGUGUGACGACGACCCCGCACGGCUGUCAGUGGUGCCACAAGCAGUAUGCGUCCAAGGCCAAGCUGCUGCAGCACCAGCGCAAGAAGCAUCUCAAUCUGCUGCCUUCUGAACAACAGCAACCACGACCCGGUAAGUGCAUGUCGACUGAUAUCGAUAAUCAGCCUGCUCCACCUCCUCCACCGCUUCAGCCAGUCAUCGAGCCGAAGCAGGCAGCAGCGCCGACGCCCAUUGGUCCGCAGCUGGAAGGGGGCGUGGCCAGUAAUGCAGCUGGGGGCGGGGCUACAGCUGUUGCCAUGGCAACUGGGCCGGGCGACAACUCAGCCAACGCCAUUGCUCUUGCGCCUCAUUGCCAGCUGACGCUGUCUGGGCUCACUGACACCAUUCUUACUGAAUAUGAAAUAGCAACUGGUGAUACGGACAUUGCUGAGACGGGAAUUGUUAUUGAUGCGGCCACACUGAAACGUGCAAUCAAGAGCGGCGACACCCUGCUAAGCGAGCUGAGUCUGAACCUGGGCGCCUACCUGUCGCAGGAGCAAUGCCUCAAGUUGAUCCAAGUGGUGGCUGACGAAUCGCUCUACUCGCCAUACACGCUGCGCUGACGUCACACGCCACCCUGUCACACGGCGUCACUUGUCUGCCCGUGAGGCUCCAUGGAACGGGUCUCGUUUGAACGGGCGAUUUUGUCUCUUUGUUGCGGCGGCUCUCACGCGGCGCCUCUGUUGUUGGCUUGGUUGCGGCCCCGGAGCGGCCCUGCUUGUCACUCUUGGUAUGUCGGCUGCUUUGGGCAGGUUGUGACGUCAUCUGUCACUCCUGUUUGCUAACGGUAUUACGCGAACGUAUGGAAAGGUUUUUCUCCGUCACUGACAGAUGAUCCAAGUAUCCAUCAUAUUGUUUGUAACAAGGUCUCUGAUGGAUAACUAUUGUGUCCUUUAUACUUGUUUGAUUGUAACACUAGAUGGAUCUCGUCUGUCACUUGUAUGAUUGUAACAUCUGACGGAUGGUUGUCUUGAAUGUAACAUCGGGUCUGUUUGUUGUUGUAUACUAUUACUACACACACUCACACAUACACACACACUGUAUUCUUCUAAUAUUGCAUAGCUGUUUGUGCUUAUUGUUUUGUAGAUCGAAGACGGUGUUGCAAUAAUCACGCCAAAGUCAUUACAUUUACUACCCUAUAAGCUAUUACUACUAUACCUUAACAAAGCUGUUGUUAUAGUUUUAGAUGGUUGUUUUGGGUACUAGUACCUCUGCAAAGCUCUGUGUAUAGUGUUUUAGAUUGCUAUUUCGAGUAUGCUACCUUUAUAAGACUCUUUGUAUAGUUUAGAUCAUUGUUGUCUGGAGUAUCAAUAACUCUACAAAGCUAUUUCCGUAGUUUCAGUUUAUUUUUUGGCACUAGACUCCUUAUUCAGCUUCUUUAAAAGUUUUAGAUCAUUGUUUUGUUUAUUGCUAACAUAACCACGCUAUUAUUUAGUUUCAAAUCAUUGUUUUGGUUAUACUUUUUGUGUACUACCUCGGCACAGCUAUGCUUAUUUUUUGUGGAUCUUUAUGUUAGAUACUACGAGCUGAACAGAGCUUUUUGUAAUUGUUCAUUGUCAUAGUAUCAUUAUCUCUACUAAGCACUUUGACAGUUUUAGAUAAUGUUUUUAGUGCUUCUGUCUUAGCUAAGUUCCUUUCAUAGUUUCCGAGGCUCAUUCAUUCAUUCAUAUCAGUGGUUUCAGUAAUUUUGUGAGGUAAUAGUUCUUUUAUAGUUUUAGAUUAUUAUUUCCAUUAGUACUACUUUUAGAAAGCUUUUUCAAGCUUGAUUCAAAAUUUGAAUUAUUCUUAGGCACCUGUACCUUUUUAAAUCCGGUUAUUGUUCUACUCCCAAAAAGCUUCUCAUAGUUUUGUAUAAUUUUGCUUUUGUGUGGUACUAAAUAUUACUGCACUACUUGAAGAAAGUUGUGGUUGAUUGAAAAUCUAGCUAAUAAUUGUUUCGGGUUGUCUAUUUGCUACUAAAAUGUGGUUUUAGAAUAGCUAACUAUUAUUAUAUAACUCUAGUACUCUUAAUUAGAAGUAAUUGAUGUUUGGUUUUCCCCUCUCAGCCCAAAACUCAUUGUCAUCAUAGAAUUUUAUCGAAUGGGCUGUUUUAGCUUGUAUCUAUGGUAGAGCGUAGAUCGGUGCUCUAUCAAAUGUUGUGUUUCUAAGGUUUAGUUAGUAUAGUUCGUUUCAAAUUGUUAUACUAGAUGAACUUUUGUCUCGCUUGCGAAAUACCAAGAGAUCUAAAUUUCAUCAAAAUCUUGAGAAUGUGUCGAACAACCAGUAGAAAUUUGAAUUGAUAUCUUCAACAACUAUAUAGAUAUGUUUUCAUAAUUGGAUCUAUAGUAGAUCUGUUGGUGGUAGUUGACAAUAUUAACUAUUAAAUAAUGUUGUAUUUGUAUUGUAAAAUUUUCCGCUAAUUUGCCUAUUGAUAGAUUUUUCUGUUCAGCAUUGUCUAGAUUUUCUUAAUGUAACUGAUGGUUAGAAAUGUGUAUUAGCGGUUGUUAUAUGCUUCACAAUUUAACGUUCAAUACAAGAUGCAAGAUGCAACAACUAUAUAGUUGUGUGAUUGUCUCUGUAGUUGAUUUAAUUCAAUUUAACACUAAUUGUCAUAACUUGUGUUGGUAACACAGUCGAUACACAUUUAUCCUAUUAUAUAUUCCAGCCACUGUAAUGAUAGAUUGUUAGCUUAGUGUAAUAAUUAGAUUGGUUCUUGAAGUUGUCUAAAAUUAAAAAUAUUGUAUCUACAGUACUAUUAUAUCUUGAAAUAUUGGUUUACUUGGCUGUAUAAUUGAAUAUUUUUUUUUAAUAUCCUAGAUUUAAGACGAUUGAAGUAUUUUUAAAUAUUCUAGUUGUUAGGGAAAGACAAUAUAUUUGAUGAUCUUGAUAGACAGUAAUAAAAGUAAUAUAUUACUGUUAAGGCUUACUAUUAAUAAAAUUCAUUCAUUCAUUGAUGUCAAAUCAUUAAAAUAAUUGAUGUGUAUGCAAUCAUUAAGGUUAAUGAAUUAUUUCAAUUGGGCUUCAUACGAACGAUGAAUUAUAAUGGUUUGCGAUUAAUGAUUGAGUGAAUGGAUUUUAUAAAUGAAUUGUAUUUUUCUAAUGUGUAUUUUCGUUGACUAAACUGCAUGAAUAGAGUUUACAGGUAUAUUUUUAGCCCUUCUGAAUUUUUAUUAGUUUAUCACUACGCCAAAGAACAUUUAGCCCCUACAUAACAUACAGUAAACAUUUUGCUAUUCGCCAUUGUAAAUAACUGAAAUAGUUUUCUAGUAUUAGUAGUUUUCUGUAAUCACAACACGUAGAGACCUUGAAAAAUUGAUGAUUAAGUGUAAAUUUUCAAUAAAUAUUUUGUUGUAAAUAUAAUACUAUUGAUAUAAAAUAGCGAAUUUAUGUGUCUUGUAUUAUUAAUAUUGGAUAAUAUUAGUGAUAAGGUCAUAUGAAAUUGAUGUUCACAAUUAUUGUUAUGAACGUUUUGAGCUCUCUAAUAAUUAUUAUUAUCAUAAUCAUCGAUUGUACUGUUAGGACUGUUGCAUGAAUCACAAUACCUUUAAUCAAAAUUACAAUAGAUGAUACUGAGUGGUCCAUUGAUAAGAAUUAGUGAGCUUAGAUUGUCUUUCAUUAUUUGUAAGUGUAAAUUUAAAACUUGUAUUGGUGCUAAAAGUGAAGAUUCUAAUUGAACAAGAAUUGAAGCAGGAUUAGAACCGGGUGUGUGAUCUAACUGAUUUGUGACCAAGUAUUUAAAAAAGAAAUCCGUGUUGAGAUUGUUUUAGCCGCUAUGUUUUUCUUAGGCCCUCAAUCAAAAUACAGUAUAUCAAUCCUCCCCCUCAAAUCAAACAAGUUUUUAAAAAUACAUAGUCGCUGUUGUCUUCCUAUUAAUGAUAAUUAGUGGGUAAUUGUGGUUUUGAACCAUGGGAAAUUUAGUCAGUUUGUUUUCUAAUUGGCUACAAAUAUGAUUAAUUUAAUACAAGCUUUUCAAUUUAUACUUUUUCACUUUCUUAGAGAAACAUUAGAAAUUGUCCAGUGUGACUUCUUGUUAAAUUUUCUUUUCAAUUCGAUAGAUGAUUCAACUGAAUUACUAGUUUAAAUAACGUAAAUAAUAAUUCGUUUAUUCGGUAUUUUGCAUUUUUGAAUUUGUCCAUGAACAGGUCUGUUGUCGAGAAGUUGACAAUCAGCUAUUCAAACAUUUUUAACAGCAAAAUAAUUAGAUCACGACGAAUUUAAGACUUGUAACGAAUAGCACCAACACGUUCACCGAAUUAACUGUAUUCAAAUUGUGUAAUGAUAAGUGUAAGUACCGCCGACACCAUUUAUUGUGUAACACCAUGUAUUUUCAUCACAUUUGCUCGUUAUUUUAGUCUAGUUUCCAAUCAUAGUACAUAAAUAAUAUAAGCUCUGUACUAAGGAUUUGUGAAUCGGAACAAUUGAUUUUUGUGGAUGAAUACGAUCACAAUUAUUUUGUGCAACUCACUUGAAUUGUCAGCUAAGUGAGUCGAAUCGAUAGUUACAGAAAUCAGGAUUCGGUUUAAUUUUCUUCGAAGAGAUUUGAAGCGAAAAUGUCUUAUAAAUUAAGACAUUUAAUUAAUGUCUUAUAAAUUAACCGUUUUUGGGCUUAAGCCUGUGGUACUUUUCUGAAGUUGAAGUUAAAUUAUUAAUUGAUUGAACAUAAAAUAUUUUAUUCGAUUUCGAGCUCUUGUUUUAAUCGAGAUCAUUUAAGAGUAGGAUUUCAUAUUUGUUUAUGAACUCACUCAACUUGUUGUGGUUCUCAAGUUUUUAUUUGCUUGAAUCAUAUUCAGUUGUAACAUAUAUAUUCUCAAACUGAAUUGUCUUUUUGAUGGAAAUGUGGAUUCAAAACAAAAUUCAUUUUCAAACAUGAGUUGCAUUUUUACAAGAAAAGAGUUCGUCUCAACCUUUCAUAUCUUGGUAAUAAUAACAUUAAUUGAAUGCCGGAAUCCUGUGUAACGGUAACCACCGAUUUUUUCUACCUUUAAUGAAAAAGCUUUGAUAGUUUUUUAACUCACCAAUCACUUCCAUUCUCAAGAGCUCCAUUCAUUCUCCUCACAAUCUCUAGUUAUUUUUGCUCUAAAUAUAAUUUUCUUGUCACAUCUCAUUCUCCUUUCCAUCUUUGGAAUUUUUACUAAAUCAUAGUAAUACUAUUAAAAUAUCACUAUUCAAAUUUGCCAUUUAGAAUUAAAAUUCACUAUUAUUGCAUUGACUCCGCAGAUUAUUUAUUGUCGAGCAUUUAUUGAAACAAUGAAGUAUCAAUCACCAGUUGUUGUCUGAUAGCAAUUUAUGCAUUUAAGAAUUUAACUUUCUAAAACUUGGAAUCGCAUGAAUCUGUAAUGUAUCAGUCAUUUAUUGCUUUAAUAAUUGUGCAUUAAUUCUUAUUUCUUUGAGAUAAUGUCAUGCUCUCAAUAAUCGAUAACAUUCGCUUGGAACCAAUCUAGAAUUGUUGUUCCAUUCAUCUCUUAUAAUCAUCCCUUCCAUUAUCCACCCACGUUCAAAUCAAGGGCUCUUGUGGGUAUAACAAAUACAAUUUGUAUUUGUCUUUACUAUCUUCAAAGACUUGAAAACAAUGUAUUUAUAACAAUAGAAUCAGUUUUUAAAUCAUUCUGAUCAACUGGAUUUGAUUGAAAUGAAUGGGAGACUCACUUUGCUUUAAUUUAAGAAUUAUUAAAACUUUUCACCAUUUUAAAAAUUACUGAAUCACUCCAAGUAGCUAGCACUGAUUCAAUAUUUUGUAGACGAUUGUUAUAUCUCAAAAUAUUUCUAAAACUAUUUGAAUACCCAUGUAUGUAAUUUAAAUAUUCGUGUGAUGAUAACAUAUUAGAAUGAUAAGAUGAAUUUAUUUUGUUGACUCACACCAAGGUUUAGCAUUAUAAUCCAUAUUUUUCUGACUAGGAUUGUCUUCUAUCCUAGUCAAAUCUAGUCUUAUGUGUCUAGGUUAUUUUCAAUUAGAAUAUUAUUAGAUAGUAAAUUUAUUUGUUAGUUACAUUUGUACUUGGAACUGUAACGCUCGCUCAUUGCACAACACACUCUAAUAUGCAUGUUCAAAGUACCUAUUCGCAAAUUCAAAACUAGACUUCCUUGUUAAAAUUGUGUUUCAAGAAUAAAUACUCUUAUCAAUAUUUUUUUUUCAUUCUUACGACCUCACUAUCGUACUCUUUCAUUGCAGGAAAAUAUUCAUUGACAUUUUAUUCUUACGUAUAUUUCUAUUUUAAAUUAAAUAUGAAUAUUACGUUUUAGCGUUAUACUUGCAUUAAGUUGUUAUACUUACAUCGCUUUAUAAAAAUUUAAACUAAGUUUUUGUGGUUUAUCUAAUAUAUUGUAAUGUGCAAGGAGCGUUAUUAUAGUUUUUCGAAGCAUGUUCCUGAAUUUAUUCAAUUAGAUUAUUGUUAUCGUGAAUGGCAUCUGGGUGUUGUACUUUAAUAUUUGAAUAUUGGAUAGUGUAGUUUCCAUUAAUAACAGCUUUACAAAUUGUAGAAUCAGAACAAUGUUGAAGUUUUUUUAUCGAAAUAGGUAAACACCUAUUCAUACUUAUUUUAUACUCAAGAAUUUAUUGUCAUUUCUUAUUGUUCUAAGCAGUUGUUUUUAUAAUCUUCUAGUUUCGUUAAUUUUCUAUUUAAUUAAAAAUGUUCAUUGUUUUCUGCCUAGGUAUCUCUCAAUUUUAUAUGGUUGAUAUUAUUUUGUUUUGAUAAAUCUAUAAACAAAUAAUAAUUUAAUUCAUUUUAAAUCUUCAAUUGUUAUUCCAACUGUUAAUUUCUAUCUUAUGAAUUACAUCAGUUACUCUUUCUUAUCCAUGUAUAAAUCUAAAAUCUUGAAGAACUUUCAGGAAUUUUAAAUGAGUAACCAAUUAAUUUUGAAAUAUUAUUUCAGAAGUUUAUUUUAGUUUUGAAAAGACAUGCUUUCUAUCCACGUUUAUUCUUAACGUUCCUGAUUACAGUAUUUGGAAUACAAUCUUCAUUUACAGCGUUUUUUAUAUUCGCAGUAUAUUUUUUGUAAUCUGUUAAAUAUUUUAAUUAUUUUGUUAAUCUGUCACUCAUCGUACCCGCUCAAUUUUCAGUCAGUCACAUAGCACAAAUUCCACCAAAUUUAGAGAUAAGAUAACAAAAUAUUUAUGGUGUUGUAAUGAUAUAAAUAUUGUACUAAAAUUGUAUGUGCACAACAUUGAUUGUAAUGGUUGGUGAAAUCAAGUUAUAUUCAAUUGAAUAAUUUUCCUGUAAUAUUUAUUUGAAGUAUUUUUUAGUUUUCAAUCCCGAAAGAAAAUUACUGACAGAAAAACGGAUGUGGCAGUCUACCCUAUAAUGAUUGUAAAUGAGUUUUCAAAUGUUAUGUAUUUAUUUAACAAUAUUUUGCCUUGGAAAGCAUCAUUAAACAUAAGUGUUAUACAUUUCAACAUUUAGCUUCAGCAGGUUAUUGAAAAAAAAUGUUUUAAAUCUACACUGAUAAAUAGUUGUCAUUCCAAAAUAUUCUAUUCUUGCUGAGGAGUGAGGAGAGUUCUAUCUCUGAGGGAUUGUUAAGAAAAUAAUUGUUCACAAAAUAAAGUAUCGAGUGACCUGGCUGGCUCACGUCUGGUGUCAGAAGUCAGAGUUUUCAGAUCGCAACUGAUAAAUUUCAGGGCCUCCGACAUCACCUAACUUAUGACAUAAUUGAACCAAACUCACAGUAUGGAAAAUUUUCGUAUUUCUUAAAUAUAUCCCAGAAUUGAAGAUAUAUUUUUCAAUAAAAUUUCCAUGGGCUUGCUAACACAUGAACUUAUAGCAAGCAAUUUACUUUUACAAUAAAUUUAACAGAUCUUUUUCACAAAAGUAGUCUAUGAAAAACAGCCUUACAUCCUGUUGUUUUCGCUGCUGUUCAAUAAAUGUAGGAUUGACUGCCACAUCCAUGCUGUGAGCAAAUAGAUCAUUUGUUUAAAAUUAAUAAUUGCUUUUGUUGCCCCAAUUUUCAUUUAUUGCUGUUCUAUUCUUUCAAUUAAUAAUAAAGAAUAUGAAUAUUCUUUUAAUAAUGACAAAUCAAAGAUCUAUUUUUUUCAAUCGAAUUUGGUUGUAAAUGUCGAGGAAAAUGGGGAAUAAUUUAUUCUUCUCCAAUUGGCUUUUAUGUUCGUUAGUUGUUGAUUCCGACCCCAAUUGAGUUUCUUUUCAACUUCGAAUAAGUUACUUAGGCUACUAAUAAUUUUCAAGCGAUAUCAUUGUCAUGCAUUACUAAAUGUAGGUAGUAUAUUAUGUAUCAAUGGAAAACAUCUUGUAUGUGAUGCUUUCCAGAAUUUCUUCAAUGUUACUAAUGAUAGUUCUAAAAAAAAUUUUGUUAUUCAAUAAUGUAACUAUUUCGAAUAUAUCUGGAUGUAUUGGUGGUUUUAUCAGCUCUGUUUGUUCAAUAUAUUUGAUGUUGUUUUCUGCAACUAUUAAUAGAAUUGAUGUCGUUAAUAAUAAUAAUUUGAUGUUACCGUAUAUUUUACUACUAUUGUAUAAUAUUUUAACUUGUUGGUGUACUUGGAAAUUUAAUAAUAUAUUUGGCUUUUCAUACAUUGGCAUGAGAUAUCUCUUGUUGUUAUGAUAUUAAAUUAUUGUAAUCUCUAGUCAUCAUGUAUGAUAAUACAAUAUAUUUCAGUUGUAUUUGGAAUGAAGUUUCGGCAAAUAAUAUAUUUUCAAUGUUGAA